This is a messenger RNA of Periophthalmus magnuspinnatus, 2643 nucleotides long. It is a transcript of the gene ddx31, whose product is annotated as DEAD (Asp-Glu-Ala-Asp) box polypeptide 31. The record is from RefSeq and is a predicted model, not a curated record. Gene Ontology annotation, molecular function: ATP binding; nucleic acid binding; RNA helicase activity. Gene Ontology annotation, biological process: ribosome biogenesis. Gene Ontology annotation, cellular component: nucleus. The coding region runs from base 216 to 2531 and encodes 771 amino acids. The transcript has 20 exons. NCBI's taxonomy places the organism in Eukaryota, Metazoa, Chordata, Actinopteri, Gobiiformes, Gobiidae.
UCUCCACGUGAGUUCCGCAGUCCUCGGAGUAGUUUGUGCACGAUUGAACAAGGUUUUAUGUGACUGUUGCGUUAUUAUAAUGUAUUAUAAUGUAUGUGCUCCGCUGCUGUGAACUGUAGCAACUGUCAGCGCGAGGACACUUCACCAGAGGCGCGUGAGCCAACGUAAACCUGCGCACGUGAGCACCGGGCUGUGCGCGUGGAGCCUGUGUCAAGAUGUCACCAGAGGAUAAUCUUUGUCUGAACAUCUCCACUGAACCGAUCUCAAGCCAGGACUGGAGCAGGAUUCAGAGGAAGAGACCAGGAUCUACCCAGGACAAGUGGACUCUGAAAAGGCAACGGCGUCUCCAACGACAAUCAGCAUCGCUCCAUGUAAUCACACCAGAAGUCAUCCCUGAACUUCCUCCAGCAAAGGCCCCGCCCCCUGAUGACAGCACCUCUACAAAACCACAGAAGCGGAGGAAGAAGGAAGGAGGAGACAAGGAUGCAGGAAGUGAGGACAUGGGAAGCGAGGAUAAACCGGUUAAAAUCAGAAAGAAAAAGCUGAAGGACAGAUUGGUGAAGGACAAAAAGGAGGGAGUUGUAGCAGACGAGGACACAGGCAAAGGCAGAGGAGAUGACACAGGAGACGAGAAGGAAGGAGACAACGAGACAACCAAAGGAUCCUUCAAGACAUCCUCCCUGUUCAAGCACAACCCCGAGAUCCCCGUCAUACAAAGAUCGUCUGUGUCUCAGUUGAAGGAGGAAGUCUUCAGUAGUUCAUCUUUUGAGGAUCUGGACCUUCAUCCCCAUCUGGUAGCAACGCUGAAUAAAGUCCUGAAUGUGUCCACUAUGACCAGUGUGCAGCAGAGGACUAUCCCGUUGCUGAUGUCGGGGCGAGAUGCUGUGGUCAGGUCCCAGACAGGAUCAGGAAAGACCCUGUCAUAUGCCGUCCCCCUGGUACAGAGUCUUCAGUCUCGUCAGUCCAAAGUCCACCGGUCCCAGGGCCCUUUGGCUCUCAUCUUGGUCCCCACCAGAGAGUUGGCUCUUCAGACCUUCCACACUUUGCAGAAGCUUCUAAAGCCAUUCAUGUGGAUUGUGCCUGGAGUGCUGAUGGGGGGAGAGAAGAGGAAGGCGGAGAAGGCCAGGCUGCGCAAAGGCGUGAACAUCCUGGUAGCGACUCCAGGCCGUUUGGUGGAUCACAUCAAGAACACCCUGAGCCUGGCCUUCAGCUCCCUCUGCUGGCUGGUGCUGGACGAGGCAGACAGGAUGUUGGACCUGGGCUUCGAGAAGGACCUCACGGUGAUCAUGAACUCUUUAAACUCGUCUGGAUCCAAAAGACAGAAUGUCCUCCUGUCAGCCACCAUAUUCCAAGGAGUGAUGCGAUUGGUCGACGUCUGUUUGAACGAUCCAGUCACGAUCCAGGUGUCUGACUGCGAGGCUGCCCUUUCUGCUGCUUCGGUCCAAUCAGAGAGCUCCCCCAGCACAGCUGUCCAAUCAGAGAGCUUCACUGUCCCCGAGGGCCUGAAACAGUUUGUUGUGAUUGUCCCCAGUAAAGUCCGCCUCGUCUGCCUUGCUGCGCUCAUCCUGGACAAGUGUCAGGUUAAUCAGAACAAGAUGGUGGUGUUUGUGUCCAGUUGUGAGGUGGUCGAGUUCCUCCAUCGGCUCCUGUCCUUCGUCCUGAACAAACCCUCCACCAAUCAGGCACUGACUUUUCUGCGUCUCCAUGGUAACAUGAAGCAGGAGGAGCGCAUGGAGGUGUUCGGACAAUUCUCGGAAGCCCGCUCUGGAGUUCUGCUGUGCACGGACGUUGCAGCUCGAGGGCUGGAUCUGCCUCAAGUCUCAUGGAUCAUCCAGUUCACAGCCCCAGUGUCGGUGGCAGAAUACGUGCACAGAGCUGGGCGGACAGCGCGGGCGGGGCACAGUGGGCACAGUCUGCUGCUGCUGGGACCUCACGAGUCCAGCUUUAUCUCAGUACUCAACCAGCAUCGCCUAGACCCCGAACCGCUCCCACUCACAGAGCUGCUGUCAGUGCUGCUGAAGGAUGACAGAUACAGGGGGAGAGGACACUACCAUAGCCAGAGUUCAGACAAGGCUCGUGAGCAGGAGAUCAAGGAGAGAGCCACUGUUCUACAGACGGAGUUUGAAAACUUUGUCCACUCUGACCCAGAGAGACUCAGUGCCGCCAAGAGAGCUCUGCAGUCUUUCCUCCGGGCCUACACCUCAUACCCCUCUCACCUCAAACAAAUCUUCCACAUCCGCCAUCUCCAUCUGGGACACACUGCCAAGAGCUUUGGCCUGAGGGAUGCUCCACGAGGGCUGGGAGAAGCAACUAGGAGCGCCAAGGCUGGAAAGAGACAAGAGAAGUGGCAGGACAAGAGGCCAGGAAAACCACAGCCAUGGAAGAAGAAUAAGGAGGCGGCAGGAACAAAGAAGAGGUGGAGUAGCUCUCUCAGGUACUCAGACCUGCUCCGCUCAGAGUUCGACUCAGGACUUCAGCCCAAGACCAAGAAGAACCGGCCCAAGUCUCAGGUCAGUCCUGACCUGGUUUAGACCUGGGCUAGUUCUGUUUUAGUACAGGACUUUAUGGACUAGUGAAUGCUGUGAUGAAGAGUCUGAAAAAUAUUGUAAAUUGAUUUUUAAAAUAAAUAUUGUCUGUGUGUGA